AGAUAUGCAGUCAUAUUAUGUUUUUGUGAGCUCAUGGAUGACAAAAAUGGAAUCUAUCUUGUCAAAAGAGCAACGCGUGGAUAAGUUUGCUGAGGAUCUUUCUAACCGCUGCAAUGUCUUCAUCCAGGGCUUUCUUUAUGCAUACAGUCUUAGCACCAUCAUUAAAACUACAAUGAAUCUCUACAUGUCAGUGCAAAAACCUAUGACCAAAACCUCGGUGAAAGCUCUGUGCAGACUUGUGGAACUUCUGAAGGCAAUAGAACACAUGUUUUACCGAAGAAGUAUGAUUGUGGCAGAUUCUGUGACGCACAUCACUCAGCAUCUGCAGUAUCAGGCUCUUCACUCUAUUUCUGUAGCCAAGAAAAGAGUAAUUUCUGAUAAAAAGUACAGUGAGCAACGCCUGGAUGUCCUGUCUGCUUUGGUGUUGGCUGAGAACACCCUCAAUGGGCCAAGUACAAAACAGAGGCGACUAAUUGUUUCCCUUGCCUUGAGUGUGGGAACACAGAUGAAAACUUUUAAAGAUGAAGAACUCAUUCCCCUUCAGUUAGUCCUGAAAAAACUAGACUUGAUCAGUGAACUUACAGAGCGAAUUCAAGCACAAUGUGACUGUUGUUUCUUAUACUGGCAUCGAGCAGUCUUUCCAAUCUAUUUAGAUGAUGUGUAUGAAAAUGCUGUUGAUUCUGCUAGACUGCAUUAUAUGUUUAGUGCACUACGGGACUGUGUACCUGCUAUGAUGAAUGCAAGACACUUGGAAUCUUACGAGGUGCUUCUGGAAUGCUAUGACAAAGAAAUCAUGGAAGUGCUCAAUGAGCACUUGCUGGACAAAUUAUGUAAAGAGAUUGAAAAGGACCUGCGCUUAUCAGUUCAUACACACCUAAAGUUGGAUGACAGAAACCCCUUCAGAGUUGGCAUGAAGGACCUAGCUCACUUCUUCUUUCUGAACCCAAUACGUUUUUUCAAUCGAUUCAUUGACAUAAAAGCUUAUGUAACUCACUAUUUGGACAAGACCUUCUACAACUUAACAACUGUAGCUCUUCAUGACUGGGCCACCUACAGUGAAAUGAGAAACCUAGCAACUCAACGCUAUGGUUUAAGUAUGACUGAAGCACAUCUUCCUAGCCAGACUCUGGAACAGGGUCUGGAUGUUCUGGAAAUCAUGAGAAAUAUUCAUGUUUUUGUAUCCCGCUACCUCUACAAUCUGAAUAAUCAGAUCUUCAUUGAAAGAACAAGUAAUAACAAACACUUGAACACUAUCAAUAUCCGACACAUUGCUAAUUCAAUUCGAACUCAUGGAACAGGAAUCAUGAACACAACAGUAAACUUCACUUACCAAUUUCUGAGGAAAAAGUUUUAUAUUUUUAGUCAGUUCAUGUAUGAUGAACAUAUCAAAUCCAGACUUAUCAAAGACAUCAGGUUCUUCAGGGAAGUCAAGGAUCAAAAUGAUCACAAG
Messenger RNA from Balearica regulorum gibbericeps (East African grey crowned-crane), 1450 nucleotides. Lineage: Eukaryota; Metazoa; Chordata; Aves; Gruiformes; Gruidae. The record is from RefSeq and is a predicted model, not a curated record.